This is a messenger RNA of Amblyraja radiata (thorny skate), 3270 nucleotides long. RefSeq names its product phospholipase DDHD1. Gene Ontology annotation, cellular component: cytoplasm. The coding region runs from base 168 to 2612 and encodes 814 amino acids. The record is from RefSeq and is a predicted model, not a curated record. The transcript has 13 exons. Lineage: Eukaryota; Metazoa; Chordata; Chondrichthyes; Rajiformes; Rajidae. Gene Ontology annotation, molecular function: metal ion binding; glycerophospholipase activity.
GCGGCCUUUCCGUCGCAGGCCCGCGGACAGAGAGAGAGAGAGAGAGGCGGCGUCUCCCCACCUCCCGCUCCGCCCAUUUCCCCUCCCUCCCUCCGUCCCGCUCACCACGGCCCGGGCCUGAGUCUACAUGAGCGGCCACCAGGCGGGCUAGGAGCAGGGAAGCUGGGAUGGAGCUGCCGUCCGGGUCUCAGUUCGGCGACCUGCCGGACUCCCCGCCCCUCUCCCCGCCCCGCUCGUCGCCCCUCUCGACGCCCCGCUCGCCGGGACAUAACCGCCGGCGCUCGGGCCGCUUCGGCCUGGAGAUGUACAACUCCAUGAGCGGCAGCAACUUCGACCUGUUCACGGCCGAGUCGGACUCGUCGCUGUACAUGCGGGCCGACGACGAGCAGGAGGCGCCCGAGUUCAGCGAGAGCGACCUCUCGGUGGGCCGGCGCGGACGACCCGUCUCCACCUCCGGCUCCAGCAUCCGCCACCGCUACGACGUGGUGGCCGAGCUGGGCUCCGAGGAGGUGCGCUGGUUCUACCGGGAGGACCGCAAGGGCUGGAAACCCUUCAUCGGCUACGACUCGCUGCGCAUCGAGCUCAUGUACCGGGAACAACAGGGGACGAGGGAGGCCAAGGACGGCUCGGCCCGCCCGGCCCCCGAAUCCGUCUGUGUCCGAGGGGGGCUGUACGAGGUCAACGUGAUGGCGAAGCAGUGUUACCCCGUGUACUGGCACCCUGAAGCUGAUAAGAUUUAUGUCAUGCGAGGCCAAUGGUUUAUUGAUGGUACGUGGCAGCCUUUAGAAGAGGAAUACAGCGAUCUGAUAGAAGCUGAACACCUGAAACGUUUUCGGGGUCAACAGAUCCAGGAUGCAUUUGAGCUGGAUGUAGCUAAACCAAUGGACAGUAAAGACGUCCUGUACCUACUCCUUCCCUUCUAUUUUCCCUUUCUGUUCAAAUGGAGAGGAUAUAAGGAAAUUACUGACACUGCAUGUUACAAACGAAAGUGUUGCCAAGCUAUACAUAGCUUAAAGCUGAGCCGCAACCAUGUGGACUGGUAUGGCGUGGACGAAGUUUACUUGUACAGUGACACAACUACAUCCAAAAUCGCACGAACAGUUACCCAGAAACUGGGAUUUUCCAAAGCAUCAAGUAGUGGGACAAGACUUCAUCGAGGUUACGUUGAAGAAUCCUCUCUCGAAGACAAACCACCAAUCCCUACACACAUUGUCUUUGUUGUACAUGGAAUAGGGCAAAAAAUGGACCAAGGUCGUAUCAUCAAAAACACGGGCAUGAUGCGAGAAGCUGCAAGGAAGGUUGAAGAAAAGCACUUUCAUUACGCCACCAAUUUGGAAUAUGUUGAGUUUCUGCCAGUGGAAUGGAGAUCAAAGCUCAGCCUGGAUGGGGAUACAGUUGAAUCCAUUACCCCAGAUAAAGUGCGUGGGCUUCGAGACAUGUUAAACAGUAGUGCCAUGGACAUCAUGUAUUAUACUAGCCCCCUUUACAGGGAUGAGAUUAUAAAAUGUCUUCAGCGGGAGCUAAAUCGACUCUAUGAACUCUUCUGUUCUCGGAACCCAGAUUUUGAAGCCCAGGGUGGAAAAGUUUCCAUAGUAGCCCAUUCGCUGGGCUGUGUAAUCACUUAUGAUAUUAUGACUGGGUGGUAUCCAGUGCGAUUCUAUGACAAAAUGGUCCAGGAGGAAGAAGAGAAGCUGGAGACUAACAUGAGUUUUGAGGAACGGGAACUUUUGGAUGACAUUCUCAAGACCAAACUACGAUUAAAACAUUUAGAAAACCAAUUAUUGCAAGUAAAAGCUUCAGUGCCACCUAAACUACCUGCCUUGAAAUUUAGGGUUGAAAACUUCUUCUGUAUGGGAUCCCCGCUCGCUGUUUUCCUUGCACUCCGUGGCCUCCGUCCUCAAAAUAGUGGUCAACAGGAUCAUAUUCUACCAAAAAGUAUAUGUGGUCGGCUGUACAACAUAUUUCACCCAACUGACCCAGUGGCCUAUCGAUUGGAACCUCUGAUCCUGAAGUAUUACUAUAACAUAGCACCACUCCAGAUACAUUGGUACAACACCUCAGUCCUAAUAAAGUACGAUGACAUAAAGCCGACCUUCAUCAAGCCGACCAGGGAGUCGCAGGCUCAAUCCAUGGUGCCCUCAACAGCUACCUCAAACACAGAACUGGACGUCUUGUCAAGUCCAAGUACCUCGCCGGUCAUGCCUCGUCGGAACUACGGGGAAUCAAUAACUAGCCUAGGCAAAGCAAGUAUAAUGGGAGCUGCACAUAUAGGCAAAGGUAUUGGAGGGAUUUUGUUUGCAAGAUUCUCCCGCUCGCCCGUAGUGACACAGGUCAGUGAAGAAUACAAGGAGGUAGCAGAUGAGGAAAGGAAGACCAUCGAUGUUCCAUUUAGUCCAAAAUUGUUGUCACGGACCGACUCUGGAAUUUUGUUUGGACCAGAGUUAGAACAUCGCCUUGAUUUUGAGCUGCGGGAGGGCCUUGUAGAGAGUAGAUACUGGUCGGCAGUCACAUCGCACACUUCGUACUGGUCUUCUCUAGACGUCGCCCUCUUCCUGCUCUCCUUUUUGUACACACAGAGACCAGGGAAUGAAAGAAACACGGAAACCAGCUGAUUGUCAGGAGAAGUGUGGAGAGGUACCAAUGGAACUGCUGCUUAAAGUGCAAUGAAAAAAUAUGAAUCACUGUUUUUGUUUCUUUUGUUUUUUUAUUAUAUUUUCUAGAAUCCAUAAUGAAUACUAGAAGACUUAUUUCUAAAUAAAAUACUCAAACUAGAUAAGUUAUUAAAAAGACUUUCCAACCUUUGUCCUUGUUUUGUGUAAUUCAGAUGUGUAAAGCUAGUCAUCUUGGUUUGAGACUAACACUAUGGUGGAAUUUAUAAUUUAAAGCUUGAUUUGUAUAUGUUUGAAACAUGCAAACUAUAUAUAAAUACUUGAAGAAUGUUUUGUAUUUGAAGCAUAACUCACUUAUGAAUGUCGAUAUGCAGUUUGCACUUAAACCAUCCACCUUCCAGUCCUUGUCUUACAACUAGGCAGUGUAGCUAACAAUGAACUGUUUACACAUUUGAAGUACAAAAUGUAUUUUGGUGCUUAUAAUUUUUGUUAAUAUGAUAUCACUAAUAUUUUUCACUUGUUUACUGGGUCAUGUACAAAUAUAUUUUGGCUGUAAAAGCUACACUGUGCUAUUGUAUAGUGCAGGAGGCACCAUAUUGUCAUGUUCUGUGUUUCUCUUUAAUUUUACAGUCAAUAAACACCCUGGAGGUUUUAUACAGCA